UGACCAAGAUUUGGCUUACGUCAUGCUUCGGUACCGGGAAAUACAUGAUUUGGUUCAUACUUUGCUUGGUCAACCUACUGACAUGCUUGGUGAAGUCGUUGUUAAAUGGGUUGAAGGUAUACAAACUCUUCUCCCUAUGUGUUUAACUGGUGGUUACUUUGGUUCUCUGCGUCUCGCACCCAAACAAACAGAGCGGUUCGUAGAAAGCCAUCUAGAGUACGCAAUUCAUACUGGCAGAGAAUCUCGUUUUCUAAUGUGUGUUUACUUUGAGGAACAUUGGGAAGAUAACUUGGAAGAUUUCAGGUCAUCCUUAAAUAUUCAGUCGCCGCCACCCCCCAGAAAACUGGAUUGAGAUGUGUUUCGAAGCACUUUCAGUUGUGACUUUGUAAAUAGUGUAGUUCGCUCUGUUUUUCGCCAAGCAACGUUUCAUUACAAAUGUCUUAGAAUUUUUAACUAACGUGAAGUAUAUGUUUGUAGUUAGUUUGCUUUGAAUUUGUGUUGCCACAAGAUAACAUUGUGAUAGCUGAUUAUUUAACCCGAUCUGUUUCGUGGACUUUGGCACUUAAUAAAGCUUUAAUACUGUA
This is a messenger RNA of Schistosoma guineensis, 584 nucleotides long. NCBI's taxonomy places the organism in Eukaryota, Metazoa, Platyhelminthes, Trematoda, Strigeidida, Schistosomatidae. The record is from the annotation of a GenBank genome assembly.